UGUAGUCUGUAUGUAAUGGGUGGUUCUCCUUGGAUUUUGUUUGUGACUUAGGUUGUGACACUCAUAUCAGAGCAUUAAUGUUUUUUAAUUAGUGCAAGCGAAAUUUUAAACAAUAUUAAUUUGUGCCGUAACGCUCCUACAAAAUGCAUUUAUUUCUUUUAUGGCUAGGAAAUUCUGUAAACACGUCUGUUGUCUCGUUCUCUUACAUUCGAAACAUUGCACGGGUUGGUUGUAUAAUAUCUAUCUUUGCUCGCUAAGAAAAUUACUCAUUAAGGGCGCUGAAGGAGAGUGCGUAACUGUACACAAGAGUGUGAAUCGUGUUGCAAGUUUUUAAGAAUGGCAGCUGUAAACCCGCAGGAUAACAGCUCCUUAGAUCAAAGCAUUCCAAAAUGGAAGAGAGAGCUUAUCUUACGGAGGCGAGCGCUUAGUCGUACUCUACCCGCCGGCAAUGCGUCUGUGAAGUUGACUUGUCCUAGUGUUGUUACCGCUGUGAAACAGGCAGACCAAGCAACGCUUGUCGAAGACGUACCAGGUAAAUAUCAGCGUCGUGUUCCAACUCCGCCUGCGGCAAGCAAAGGUUCGGUGGAGGAAGUCAAAGCGGACUUUCUCCCCACAGAUCGCGGCGGUAUCUCAUCCUUGGCAUUUGCGGAAUCGCCAGUAGUUGUCAGUAACAUGCGGUUGGUUGAACCUCAUGCGGACGCGGGCAAUGAUUUGAUGAAUGGUGUUGGCAUGGGAAGCAGCACCGUUGCUGUUAACUCGGUGAAGUUUUGGGACAGAAUGGGCGAAGAAAAGUUAAGCAAGCAUCGUGCUUCGAACAAAACAAUGAGUAACAGUGUUGUGUUAAGUGAAAAUAAUUGUGUAGAAGACAGUGACUCCGACUCAAGUGAAGAGUUGCAGUAUGGACCAGGGAUAGUCAAUAGGCUUAAAGAUAAAUAUAUGAGUAUGACUUUACGCGAAAACCAAAGUAGAGUCACCAGGACCUCUUUUAGCAAUAUGAGGCGAGCAGCCAGCUUGGAAAAUCUGAUUGAUAAUGAGGACAGAGACAUAGAAAAGCAGCAAACUAAAACACAGCAUAGAUAUACGAAAAAGUCUGAUACUCCUAACGAUUCCAGUAAUAAACAUUCCGCGCCUCAGCAUCACAGAUACAGGGGUAUUACUCGAGGCAAUGAUUCAAUGAAACGAGCACGUUCAGUUGAAACUUUGUUAAGAUACGAUAACAGAACAAUAUCAGGUCGUUCUGGUGCCCGUGACUUGCCUUCAUUUGACCGUGUUAAUAAAAAGCAGGCGACAGUUGAUUCAAGGAAAAGUGCACAGUUUGUGAAAUCACUUUGUAAAGAAGAUAUAGUCAUAGUAGAGAAUAAGUCAAAGGCAGACGCCAGUUCUGGUGUUUCAGAAGACAAGCAACAUGUGUCGAAAGGCUCGACUUCUCCAAAAGUUCGAAGCCCAAGUGUUGCUUCAGAAACAGAAUGUCUUCCUCCUGAUCUUGUUAAACAAGCACUUAAAAUUUUUGAGAGAAGGCCAGAACUAGAAACUACUGGCACUAAAUCGUUCUCCAGUAACACUACUAAAACUUCAGCAAAUGUGGGUACUAGUGGCAAUUUUGUUGGAGCUGUUAGUAAGCCAGUGCUGUCCCCAAAACCAAGUCCUGACAAAAUUUCUCAGGUUUCACCAGCCAGGCCUAGCUCACCUAGAAAAACACCAGGAAAUGUAGAGCAGGCAUUACCUCCCUUUCCACAAAAACGAGGGAGUACACCACCACCUAGUCCAUCGCGCUCUCCAAAUAAUUUGACUGCCCCCCUGGGAAGGUUACAGUCUCCAUCACCAACUACAGAAAUUUAUAAACUUUUUUCAAUGAAUGAUUCUGAUUUAGAAUCAUCAGAUAUAUCUCACUCGGUGAGUGGCGAUGGCAAAGUUGACAAGUCUUCUGACAGUCGAAAUGCAGUCGAAGCCAUAGAUGGGCACUCAAGAGUUAUUUCUCCUGCAGCUUUAGAAAAUAUUAGAAAAUGUGGCAUGUCAGAGAAGUACCAUUUUGUUAAUAAUAGUGUAGCAGACAAGCCAAAGUCACACCUUCCUGGAGUUCAGCUGGCUGUAAUACCAAAAUCAAAACCUCCAGUACAAGUCCCAUUAAAACCAGAACCUAGUUCGAUGCAAAAGCUUUCUCCUAGUGUGAAAUCUACAGAUCCUCUGCAGGUACAAGUAAAGCAGGUUGGCAUAAUAAAACCAAUGGUGACAAGUAAAUCCACAUCAAAUGCCUUUCAUAAUAAUCGUGAGAAGGAGAAAAACUUCAAAAAUCGUGAAAAGUCUGCUGAUCAAAGUGUUAUUCCAAUAAACAAACUCUCGGAUGCAAUUGCUCGUUCUUCAGACACAGGAAAAAGUCAAGUUGAAAACAGUGCGAGUGACAUUUUUCCAUCAAGAAUUCUUAGAGAGACUAAAGGACCAGGGCUGUGGGACAAAAAACCUGCCAGUAAUGAACUCACUUAUAAUUUUGUGAAUAGCAAGACAUCAAUACCAGACUACAUUCCAAAUGAUGGUAUCAUAUUAAGGAAGACACCUGUGAAGCCCAAGCCGGGCGAGUCGGGGUACAUCCGACUGAGUGGCAGUUCGGAUGAGUCGUCAACAGACGCAGAUGCAGACUACUUAGAUGAUAGUCCACCUUCCCCGUGCAAUGUUGUUUUCGUUGGAGGAAACGUGCUCAUCAACGGACGCUCAAACAUGCGCAAAGAAAACAAGUCGCGCAAGAUGCAUAUUUCUUUCAACGAUUCUGCAACUACUACAUUUGAGUACCCAUCUGAAGCUUCCCUUAUGGGUGAACUUGCAACUCCAGUAUCUGGUGUGCCUACACCAACAGGUGGCAGUAGUCUUGCUAGUUACACACCAAGCAAAGUCGUACUUGGCACUGAAGGCUUCCAGCUUGGUGUAACUCGAUCCCUACCAAAUGCUAAUCAGCCAGUCACCACAGACCAAGAAACCCCACAGAAGGAUGAGACACUGGAUACAGAUCCACACUUGAAACCAGCUGAAGAUGGAGAAACAAUGGCUUGGAGUGAGGGUAACACUGCUGACCUACUCUUCUAAGCUGUCUUUGAAGACCAUUUAAUAUUUAGUGAGUGCAGCUCUUGGUGAGCUUGAUGGAAGGUUGCUUUUAACUCUAGUCUUCCAGAGAAGUAUUGGAAAAGAAAGUGAUCAGAGAGUGAUAAGUCAUGAGUGAAGUUUUUGUAUGAGAUUUUAUCUAAAAUUUGUAUAUUCAUACUUCUGUGGCUGUUGAAUCUUACCUGUUGUACUUUUUUUUUCAUUUUAUGACGUUUGCAAGUAUAAUCACUCCUCUCAUUGCCCAAUGCAUUAGUAAACUAGAUGUUCAGUCAUUGUUCAUUAAAUUAUUCUGAGAUGUUGAUUUAGUUGUACUUGGUUUAAAGAAGCCAAGGAGUCAAUUCCAUAUAUUGAAAUGGUAUAUUCUAAGUGGCUGAUAGUUUUUGCUAGGUGAUAUUUAAUGUAUGAAAUGCCAUGUAGGAGGGAUAAAAUUACCAGUAUUGUGAAUAUUUGUAAAUGUGUGUUAGUGCUACGUGUGAGAAUUCAAGAAGUAUUCCAGUGUUAUAUUUUCAUCAUUUAUUAUGUAUGAAAUUAUUAUUUUGCCUAAAAAUAGCACUCCAGUGUUUGACUGUAUGUAGAUGAUUUAUGUUCCCAUAUUUUGUGUGCAAUGUGAUGUAUGUAGCUUAAGUAUCUGAUCAUUAGUGUUAAAGACUGUCUAGUCAUGUGUAACCUAAAUAACUUAAUAAUUUAUAACUUUACAUACCUGAAAUGCAUUAUUAUGCAGUUGUCUGCUGCUCGUGAAAUUGUACAAAUUUUUGAAACAGAUGCAUUCUAAAAAUUCUGUGAUGCAUUGUUCAGCACUUUUUUUAUAUUUCGUUUCUUUUUAAUACAAUCUGGAAAGAUGGAAAUUUUGAAUAAUAUUUUUGUAAAUAAAUAUGUAACAAAGUUCCUGUGAUUCUUUAUAUUUCGAGUGUCUUGAUUCCAUUUGCUAUUGAAUCAUAGAGCAUUUGCUUUGUGUAUGAAAGGUGUAAUGUAAUGUUAUAACUUUGAUGUAAUAGCAGAAAGUGUAUGAUAUAAGUUUGUGCUCAAAUAAGUUUUCAAUAUUCUGUGUAUGCAAAACCAUGUAUUCACCGUAGUUUACAUAAAGUGAUGGUGUUCAAAGAGGUAUUAGAAGUGACACAACAGUGUUUUGUAUGUAUACCAUAUAUGUUGCUCUAUCUGUAUCUAGGGUGUGACUUUAGAAGGAACACACAAAGUGUGGUAUAGUGAUUAAUUCUUUUUAUAUUCCAUGGGAAAAUAUUGCGCAUUUUGCAGAAGGCCACACUUCCUUGCUGAAAAAUUUAUUAAUAACCUUUUUAACAGCUAAUUUAAAAUUUAGUAAAUAACAGUACUAUUAUACCAACUAAGACCCAUUAAUUUGCAUUUUCAGUCAUGUAGGUUAAAUGUAGUACCACUUGUUUUAAAGAAAUUUUAUUCACUUUAAACUGUUUAAGCUGUUAUUGUCAUUUGAAUUUGAAUGUAAUAUUCUGUGAUGUAUGAAAAAUAUUGUGUAGUAUGUAAUAUUCACUAUAGUCUUCAAGUUUUAUUUCCAUUUACACAGAACAAUAUACAUAUUGCAUGUCUUUGAUAUAUUUUGUGCUUAUUGUACAUAUGUGAUCUUGUGAUUCCAUUCCAGUUAUUUAUGUAU
Molecule: messenger RNA, 4714 nt
Organism: Schistocerca serialis cubense
Lineage: Eukaryota; Metazoa; Arthropoda; Insecta; Orthoptera; Acrididae
Gene: bif
Exons: 5
Coding region: 337-3075 (912 amino acids)
Biological process (GO): chemotaxis; neuronal signal transduction
Cellular component (GO): rough endoplasmic reticulum membrane; nuclear membrane
Molecular function (GO): microtubule binding
Source: RefSeq, a predicted model, not a curated record